CCGUGCAAUGUCAUUCAUCAAAUACGUUCAGCACUAGUCGGUAAACAACUGGCUGUAAACAACUGAAGGUCCAAACUAACGCUACCACCACACGAUGAAGAAAACACGCCAACUGAGCUCUGCCUGUGGUCACGUGACCUAACGGCACCGUUCUACACGACAACACGUCAGGUUGCUAAGUUAGCUAGUGAGCUAGCUGUACUUAGCUGACCAAAAUGAUGUGGCUAGAGGAAAACCCCGGUUUGCUACGUGCCCGCGAUGAAACAGCCGUGGCUUUAGAGCGAUGAAUGGACUAUCAGAUAUUCUACAGACAGCCCCGGACUCAGACGACAGGAAAACGCCCCUGCCAUGGCAGCUGGUGUCAGCGUACUGAGUGACUUGUCUUACUCCAUGAGUGGAGCCCGCAGUGAGAGAGAGAUCAGCACAGAGAUGGAGACAGCCAAUGCAAGGGUCCCUACAGCAAAGUACACCAAGAUGGGGGAGACCCUGAGGCAUGUCAUCCCCGGUCACAUGCAGUGCUCCAUGGCUUGUGGAGGGAAAGCCUGUAAAUAUGAGAACCCCUCUCGCUGGAGUGAUGAGGAGCAAGCCGUUAAAGGACUCUACUCGUCCUGGAUUACUGACAACUUGCUAGCUAUGGCAAGGCCAUCCACUGAAAUCAUAGAGAAAUAUAAUAUAAUUGAGCAAUUUCAAAGGUGUGGUCUGAAGACGGUCAUUAACCUGCAGCGGCCCGGAGAACACGCCAGUUGUGGCAACCCGCUGGAGCAGGAGAGCGGUUUCACUUAUCGACCUGAAAUUUUCAUGGAGGCCGGCAUUUAUUACUACAACUUUGGGUGGAAGGAUUACGGUGUGGCAUCUCUGACUACAAUCCUUGACAUGGUGAAAGUCAUGUCAUUUGCUGUCCAAGAGGGAAAACUGGCUGUCCACUGCCAUGCUGGUCUUGGAAGAACAGGUGUGUUGUUUGCUUGUUACUUGGUUUUCACGUCCCGGAUGAACGCUGACCAAGCCAUCCUGUUUGUGCGAGCAAAGAGACCCAACUCCAUCCAGACCAGAGGCCAGCUCCUUUGCGUAAGGGAGUUCGCCCAGUUCCUGGUACCUCUCCGAAGCGUCUUUUCCUGUGCAGAACCCAAAGCGAGCGCUGUCACUUUGUCCCAGUACCUUACCCGGCAGCGCCACCUGCUGCACGGCUACGAGGCCCGACAGAUGAAAAACGUGCCAAAGAUCGUCCAGCUGGUGUGCAGGCUUCUGGUCGACAUCGCAGCCAACAGACAGGCGGUGAUAGAGGAGGAGUGGCUGGAGAUCCCUGACCUCACCGCUGAGGUGGAGAAGACCGUGUCCCAGCAGGCUCUCCAGCAGCUCGGGAAGGAGAUGAGAGGGAAGGGAAUUCCAGUUCCACCUUGUUCAUCCCAUCCUCUCAGCCCACCUGCUCUUCAGUCUGGACCUCCUCACGAUCAACCUCUUGCCAGCGAUAACGAGCUUGACCCUCUGUGGAGACAGCAGAAUGCAGAAAGCCCUCUGAGAUCCUCUCUGUCCAACAACAGGCACCUCAGUUACAGCGACUCUGUCCUUCACAAACUUGGAACACGGCAGCACCAUUUAGAAAAUCUGAAGAGCAACAAACCAAUCAACUGCCUGAUCAAACAUUCCUUGUCUCACAACAGCCUUACAGUCCGUAACCUACCCAGAUUUUGUGACCCCUCUCCUCAGGACUUUAUCAGCAGCAUUCAGGACCCCAGUACAAAGGCAAAGCAAGACACAGGAUCCCCCUUUAUAAAAAGGCAGCUACGCAAGGGACGUCAAAGUUGGUCUUUAGAUCUCUCUGAGCAGGGAAGAAGAUCCAACUGUAACGCCACACUGCCAGCCUUAUCAACCAAGAGCAAACUAUUAACCAGCGUGGAGCAGCCAGGGGAUGUGUUUGUGGAUGAAGGAGACACAGGCAUUGUCAGAGAGGUUCCCUUCAUCGCUCUCCAGUCUGAGCUCUCCCCAGAGAGCAGACGCCUGUUGGUGACCAAGGCUGUGGCCUUGGACUUGAGCGACAAGGAUCUCACCUCCAAGGUGUCACUAUGGCAGACGGAGCUGAACUCCAGAGAGGGAGCGUGGGAGAGGCUGUGUAUGGAAAGAGAUCCUCUGGUCCUGUCCAGUCUAAUGUGGUCGUGGCUGGAGCAGCUCAAGGAUCCAGUCAUCAGCAGCGAGGAUAUAAAAGCCCUCAGUGAGAAGAACGUGAACCCACAGAAUGCCCUCGACUCGCUGGAAAAGGGCCACAGACUCACUUUGCUGUGUAUCCUUGACUGUGUUGCUCAUCUCCUGCCAGUGCCUGAAGAGGUGGAGACUAGUUUUCUCAAUCAAACAAUAAAAGUGUUUACUAAGAUUGACCCUGCCUCAGAGAAGAACGAGUCCUUGUACACGACCCUCAGAGCGAUCCUGAAUCCCAUUCUUCAUGAGCUGCAAGACAAAGCUGCAGAGGAGAACGAAGACUCCUGAAUCCAGCCUGAAUGGGACCGGUCGGAUAUGAAGAAGACCCACAAACAGGGUUCUGCUCUCAUAUUUUGGGCAUUACUGUAUUUUAAGCCAGUUCCUUGCAUCAGAUACUGCUCUGCCAAUCUUUAGUCUUUCAACGUAUUUGAAGACUGUGUCAUGUUUAGCGUUUUGUUUUUCCUUGAAGCUCUUAAUAGACUCUAAGCCAGCGGUUCCCAACCUCCACUAGGGGUCACCCAAGCUUCAC
Messenger RNA from Morone saxatilis (striped sea-bass), 2719 nucleotides. RefSeq names its product protein tyrosine phosphatase domain containing 1a (gene ptpdc1a). The transcript has 10 exons. Bases 349 to 2478 code for a protein of 709 amino acids. Gene Ontology annotation, molecular function: protein tyrosine/serine/threonine phosphatase activity. The record is from RefSeq and is a predicted model, not a curated record. Gene Ontology annotation, biological process: protein dephosphorylation; cilium assembly. Lineage: Eukaryota; Metazoa; Chordata; Actinopteri; Moronidae.